Molecule: messenger RNA, 1743 nt
Organism: Patiria miniata (bat star)
Lineage: Eukaryota; Metazoa; Echinodermata; Asteroidea; Valvatida; Asterinidae
Product: monocarboxylate transporter 13-like
Exons: 6
Coding region: 1-1743 (580 amino acids)
Biological process (GO): transmembrane transport
Molecular function (GO): transmembrane transporter activity
Source: RefSeq, a predicted model, not a curated record
AUGUCGGUUAACUGGAGGUUUUUGGUUGUCGUAGCGGCGUUCAUUCAGUUCUUCGUGACGGCGGGCCCGGUGUACAAUUACAACGUCUUCUUCGUUGAUCUUAAAGAGGAGUUUCAAAAGAGCGCAGUUUUUACCGGUUGGGUGGGUUCCCUAGGUUCUGGCGUCUACUGUGCAGUCGUUCCACUCGCUGCAAUCGUGGCUACCAAACUGGGCAAUCUUCGUCUGGUGCUUCUCGGUACGAUCCUCGCAUCCGCUGGCUACCUGUCCACCUCGUUCAUUCCCUCGUUGGAGUACGGGUACCUGACCUUCGGUCUCCUAGUGGGUCUGGGUUCCAGUCUGGCAAACUGUGCGGCCGGCAGUCUGCUUUUAGACUGGUACUCGGGCCAUGAGAGUAGCUGUCGUGCAACCGGCGGGGCGCUAAUUGGAACUUCAUUUGGUGUAAUGGUAUUCGGUCCAGUACUGAAUACACUGCGAGCUGCAUACGGCUGGAGGAACUGUUUCAGAAUACUCAGUGGGAUCGUUCUACUUCUAGGCUUAGCAGGUGCCAUACCGUUCCUCAAAUCACCAGCGAAUAGACCAGCCCAAACUGGACAGGAUGAUACCCUCACAGUCUCUUCGACUCAGAACCGACAAUCUCCUGAUGAGGAACAGAGAAAUGGGGUGACUGUCGAAGAAAGAGAUAGAAGCGAAGAACCGAAUUCGACGAGUGUCGACGGUGAUCUGACCAAAGUUCGCAUUACCACCGUCGCACAGUUGACUUCUCAGAAGAGGCAAUCUCCCGGUGCGGAACAGAGAAACGGGGAGAUUGUCGAAGAAACAGAUACAAGCGAAGAACCGAAUUCGACGAGUGUCGACAGUGAUCUGACCAAAGUUCGCAUUACUACCGUCACACAUUUAACUUCACAGAAGAGGCAAUCUCCCGGUGCGGAACGGAGAAACGGUGAGAUUGUCGAAGAAACAGAUAAAAGCGAAGAACCGAAUUCGACGAGUGUCGACAGUGAUCUGACCAAAGCGAAAGUUCGCAUUACUAAAAUUUUUCUGGAUGCCGAGAUGUGGUUGUGGGUGACAGCAAUUACACUCGCUCAGUUCGGCUGGUCCUUUGUGAUUCUGAAUUUCUCUAGCUUCAUGGAAGGGAUCGGCCUGUCUACCGAGCAGAUCUCCCUGGCCCUCCUGGUCUUUGGAGCUGCCGAGGUCGGCUGUAAGAUCCUCUUCGCCAUGUUCGGAGACCGCCUGCCAUGUUUGAAGUUGUACCUCAUCGCUUGUAGCUCUCUUGGUGGCGCUGUUGUCUCGGGCUUCCUGACGCUGUGCUCAACUUUCCAACACAUGAUUGUCCUUGCAACGGCUUGGGGUAUAUUCCGUGGGGGGACCUACGGUGCCUGUAUUGCAGCCGGGGACGAACUUUUUGGCGUCUACGGCUCUCGUGCCGUCACGUCCAUCGUGUUGCUUGGAUUCGGCUUAGGAAUUCUAGGAUCUCCCAUUAUCGGUAAUCUUUACGACUUGACGGGAGACUACACCCUGAGUCUACUCGUCUUAGUCGCCAGUUUUGUCCUAGCAUCGUUAAGUAUGCUACUAAUUCCGGCUAAGCGGAAAAUCCAAGCUCGCUUGCGAUGUUGUCAUGGCAACCCUACAACUCCAACGCCUGAUCACAGCCACUCUAGUGCCGAUUUGCAUAUUUCCAUAGCAGAGACUCCUAUUAGAAAUGGCGUUGGUCAUUCAAAUCCUGCGUAUGAAAUCGAGAUCUAG